This is a messenger RNA of Racocetra persica, 459 nucleotides long. The record is from the annotation of a GenBank genome assembly. Lineage: Eukaryota; Fungi; Glomeromycota; Glomeromycetes; Diversisporales; Gigasporaceae.
AGCUCCAGUAUUCAUAUUAGUGAUUUUGUCUGUGAAUCUAUUGGACAUCUCAAACUUUCAGACUAUGAAAUUGGUAUAAAUGACUUACUUCCUAAUUCCAUGCAUCUCAAAUAUACCAAAGCAGGUAUUGCCAUCUAUCCAGGUAUAAAUCGUGAUAGUUGGUGGACAUGCGAUAAUUUAGUUAAUCAGGUAGUUGAAUGUGCUAUACCAAUAUUUGAACGAACACACCCCAACAAAAUAGCUCUAUUUAUGUUUGAUAAUAGUAGCAAUUAUGGUUUAUUUGCUGAAGAUACCCUUUUGGUCUCACAAAUGGGUAUGAAAGAUGAUACAAAAAAACUACUUCUUCAUGAUAAUACAAUACCUGAUAAUUUUGUUAGUUUAUUAAAAAUUCACCGCCGUUCUGAACAAUUUAUGAGUGCUUAUGAACUUGGACUUUCUGGAAAGGCUGCUGACUUUGCA